Letharia columbiana is the source of this 1431-nucleotide messenger RNA. RefSeq lists its product as uncharacterized. Bases 1 to 1431 code for a protein of 476 amino acids. The record is from RefSeq and is a predicted model, not a curated record. NCBI's taxonomy places the organism in Eukaryota, Fungi, Ascomycota, Lecanoromycetes, Lecanorales, Parmeliaceae. The transcript is spliced from 5 exons.
AUGGUUUUACUGCAGCAGGAUGAAGCGCGAUGCCGCGGCUGUUUACGCGAAGAGAGUGUUGAAGAAAAUUCCGCGUCCUCUUCGCCGCUACCUUUCCAGCUUCUCCGCGACAUCACCGAUACCAAGUCUUGCGAUUCCUUGCCCACUCAGGUGAACUGUGCGAGUCGGUUGUAUUCAAUCGCCGUCAUCAUGUCGGAUGUACCGAUGUACGAUACGGCCGGCUACCAAUCAUUCGUCCACCAACUCGACCCCCGCAUCCGACCUCUGAGAUGCACAAAGGAGCAUCUGGAAGGGCGAAAACACACCAUCAUUCGUUUCACGACCCAGUUCUACAAGAACAAUGAACAACUCGGUCAGUCAAUCACCCGCAGCGUGGUGGAGUUCUUCUGGAUCGACGAGAUAUGGAGGCUGUACCCAACGGACCACCCCGAGAAGCGCCGUCUGAUUGGCCAGGCGCAUUCUCCAAAGUAUGAGGUUUACUGGCAGAAACGACUCGAUGCCGAGGCCUUCAAGGCCAAGAGGGCGCGCCAGAGCUCUGCAGAGUUCUGGUCCUUUCCUCGCCAACUCAGUAACGAGGAGCAGAAAGACAAGGGAGUCGUGCUUCUGGGUAACCAUGAUUGGGAGUAUAUCCUUCCAGAAGUUCAGCUCAUGCCGCUCUACCACGUCUUCUUCUUGGAACUUGCGAAGAAAGUCAAAGCCGCCAAUCCGAGGAAGUCUUUGACUAUUGAGCUGAUGAGACGUUUGUGGCGCCUUUUGAUCAGAGAAGUCUACGACUUCGUCAAUGAGGCGGAAAUUACGGCAAAGAUGGAAGAGGCCAAAGCUGUGACGGACGACGAGUUUGAGAAAGCAAUGAGGGUUGUUCCAGAAACAUUGUCAAAGAAGCGUAGGAUCUCUCCAGAGAGUGACACCAAAGCCGAUCCUAGCGAGAGCCAAAGUCAACAGUCGAAGAAGAAGAGGACCGUCAGGUUGGCGGAAACUGACGGCUCAGGUAGCCAGACCGGAGCCAACAAAUCGGAGCCCGAAUCCUCCACAGGACCCAAAUCGUCAGCGGUAACAAACGGGCAUCAGACCACAGACCUGGCCACCGCAGAGCGGCAAGUCGCAGAGCACUCGCGUGCAAAAGAGUCAGCGGACCGAAGAUGGAGUAGCCAACACGGUCAGCUGCAGGCCGCAGAGCGAGACGCUCGCGAGUUGAGGAAGGCCAGGCCGGACUUGGCGUACCACAUGAAAGCGAGGAAGGAUGCGGAACAGAAGCUGAAGAGCCAGCACAGCGAGCUGAAAAAGGCCAGAGACAAGGUCGCCGACCUGGAACACGAGCUGAGGACGGAGAAGGGCAGGGCUGCUCGGUUGGGAGCGUCGUUGGCGAAGGCUGGAGUUGGAUCCGGAGGCGAGAAGAUCACGGAGGCGGGGGGGAUGGCCUUUUACGUAUAG